AUGGUCCAAUAUUUUUGUUUUGAUGCAGAAAUGAUUUCUUGUUUUAAUGAAUGCACUGAAACUGGCUACUUUGAUGAAUUUCUAACAAAAUAUGACGCUUCUAUAAUAGAACUUGGUGAUCAACUGAAAUAUGUUUAUUUUCCAGCAAGCACUGCCUGUAAACACUAUUGUACGAAUUUCAAGAAAUUUUUCAAUUACUUCCUACACUCACUAUCAGUGGUCAACAACUUUUCUCUAAACAUGAUGCCGGGAUUGAAAAUGAGAAGACUAUUGUUUCUUUUCUAAACGAUUUGAGACAUGCAAUUGAUUCAAAAAACUGGGAUGUUUUUUAUUUCAAAUACCGAGAUGUUGCUGAUUUGAUAAUAAAAAAAGCAAGACAACAAGGAAGAGUGGAUGUUCAAAUUGUUUCUAACAACGGAAAAGUGUUGGCGAAUUUGAAAGACAGGGAUAUUCAUAGUUUCAAAAGAAGAGUAUAAGCAAAAGCACAUGAAUUCGUAAAAUGUUGACUUGUGGGAGAUUGAGAGGAAUCAGAAAAACACUGAAGUUCUAUUUUAUUCUAGCCGAUAAGUCAAACAAGAAAUAAUGGUCCUAUUUUUAAAAAACGCCCACCCAUAAGAGUCAUAAAGCAUCAAAGUGAAUUAGCAAACAUCGACUCUCCUCAAUUACGAACCCCGGAUCGAAUUAAAAACGGAAACACUCCAUCUGCAACAAAUUCAGCGACCUCAUCACAAAAAGAUUAUCUAAAAACUUCCAUUCCUUCUGCGAACGUUACGUCUACUGAAAAGACAGAAUUUGGAUCAGCCAAAAGCAGUGUACCCCGAGUGACCUGCAAUUCAACUAAAUUGGAAACUGCUCAAGCGACUCAUGAAAAUAUUGUAUUGGAUCCUAAGAAGAGCUCUCAAAAUACAUUACGAUCAGAUAGUUAUCCUGAUACCGAAAAGAAGAGAAUCUUGCCAAGGAAUACUUCAAAUUCACAUCACGAAAUCUGUAAUGAUGUAUUAUCACAUCAAGAAAAACACGAAGAAGAAGGAAAUAAUGAGCCAAAAACUGUUAAUGAACCCAUUGAAAAAGUAAACGAGAAAUGGAAUUCAAAUGACACUGAAAAAAUAGAUGAAAUUAUUGAAAAUCUUACGAUUUCGAUUGAUGCAAUGAAAAUGAAUAUAUCACAAGAAAUGGAAAAAAAUAAGGUAAAUAAAUCAGAAAUGAAUAAUUUCGAAAUAGAAAUGAUAUCUUCAAUGAGCGAGUUAAAACAAAAUAUGGACAAUAAAAUGCAAGAAAUGAUGCAACUUAUGAAAAAUUUUGUUCAAUCAGGAAAAUCAGAAAAUAGUAUGAAGACAAAUGCAAUCUCGGAAAACACGAUAAAUGAUGUCCACCAAGAGCAGCCCGAUGACAAACAUUUCAGAAAUUCAACUUCAACAUUUGAAAACGGUGAAACCAGCGAUGAUAUCAGCGCCGUCGAUUUUGAAUUAGUUCAGAACAUUCCACAGCAAGAUCAAUUAAAUAUUACAAAUGAAAACGAUGACGAUUCAGAAUCAAGCAUUUUUUAUUCAAUUGGCAGAACAAAAUCGAUUGUUUAGUUUCGUCUUGAUCAAGUAAGAAAUGACCGUGAAAAUAUGAACCGUGAGGCAGAAAAAGAAAUACAAGAGAGGCUGCGAAGAAUUCGUAAAUAA
Caenorhabditis elegans is the source of this 1670-nucleotide messenger RNA. Lineage: Eukaryota; Metazoa; Nematoda; Chromadorea; Rhabditida; Rhabditidae. The record is from the annotation of a RefSeq genome assembly.